Messenger RNA from Colletotrichum spaethianum, 1086 nucleotides. Its product is annotated as 5'-methylthioadenosine/S-adenosylhomocysteine nucleosidase. The transcript has a single exon. Gene Ontology annotation, biological process: nucleoside metabolic process. The coding region runs from base 1 to 1086 and encodes 361 amino acids. Gene Ontology annotation, molecular function: catalytic activity. NCBI's taxonomy places the organism in Eukaryota, Fungi, Ascomycota, Sordariomycetes, Glomerellales, Glomerellaceae. The record is from RefSeq and is a predicted model, not a curated record.
AUGACUGGCCGCACGCGAGCUCGCCAGCGCGAGGACUUCCAGAUCGCAGUUAUAUGCGCGCUACCCCUCGAAUACGAUGCCGUCGCCUUCGCUUUCGAUGAGAUAUGGGAAGAUGACAAAGGUCAGCCGGGAAGCGCACAGGGAGACGGCAACGUGUACACGACCGGCCGGAUCGGAAGGCACAACGUCGUUCUGCUUCUCCUCCCUGGCAUGGGCAAGGCUCACGCAGCAAGCGCAGCGGCCAGGCUUCAGUCACGCUACACCGGAAUCAAGCUGGCCAUCUUGGCUGGCAUUUGUGGUGGAGUACCCAGCCCCGGGACCGAUAACGAGCUCCUGCUCGGGGAUGUGGUCAUUAGCAAGAGCGUUUUGCAGUACGACCUGGGCCGGAAGUAUCCUGAUAGGUUCGAACCGAAAGAUACUGUCGAAGAAAGCCUAGGGAGGCCUAGUAGGGAAGUCCGUUCUCUUGUUGCGACUUUCCAGACGCAUCAUGGCCGCACUCGCCUACAGCAUCGAGCCAGCCAAGUCCUAGAGCAAGUUCAGCAAAGGGCAAGUGAUGUGCACCGAAACCUGUACAAACGUCCUGUUGCAACAGAGGACCGCCUCUUCGAGCCAGGCUAUCUCCAUAGACACCGCGACUCGAGCCUGUGUGGCUGUAGCUUGUCGGGUGCAUGUGAGGGGGCACUUGCCGCUUCGUGCGAGGAACUUCAUUGCGACUUCUCGCGUCUUGUACCCAGGGACCGUCUCGAGGCGCAGAAAACGCAGGAAGCAGGAAAUGCCACGGCAACACAAGAGCUUCGCGUUCUGAUUGGACGCGUGGGAUCAGCCGACACCGUAAUGAAGGCCGGGCUAGAUCGCGACAGGAUCGCUAGAGAGCACGGGCUUGUCGCCUUCGAGAUGGAGGGAGCCGGCGUAUGGGACGAAGUUCCGUGUAUCGUUGUGAAAGCAGUCUGCGACUACGCGGACAGCCACAAGAACAAAAAAUGGCAGCAUUUUGCCGCAGCAACAGCGGCUUCGACAACGAAAGCACUCCUCGAACAAUACACGCAACUCGACACGCCAAAAGCUCCUCAUACAUGGUGUAGGUAG